Molecule: messenger RNA, 3516 nt
Organism: Notolabrus celidotus (New Zealand spotty)
Lineage: Eukaryota; Metazoa; Chordata; Actinopteri; Labriformes; Labridae
Gene: myo1hb
Product: myosin IHb
Biological process (GO): vesicle transport along actin filament; actin filament organization
Cellular component (GO): vesicle; myosin complex; cytoplasm
Molecular function (GO): microfilament motor activity; actin filament binding; ATP binding
Source: RefSeq, a predicted model, not a curated record
AUGGAGGCCUCCCUGACGGCCCGGGAUCGCGUGGGCAUCCAGGAUUUUGUUCUCCUCGACCCCCACACGAGUGAGAGUGCCUUCCUGGACAACCUGAGGAAACGCUUCCAUGAGAACCUCAUUUACACUUACAUUGGGACUCUUUUGGUAUCCGUCAACCCGUACAAAGACUUGGAUAUCUACAGCAAGAAACAGAUGGAUACCUACAUGGGUGUCAACUUCUUUGAGCUCCCACCUCACAUUUAUGCACUGGCAGACAACGUCUUCCGCACCAUGCAGUCUGAAUUCAACAACCACUUCAUCCUGAUAUCAGGCGAGAGCGGGUCCGGCAAGACGGAGGCCUCCAAGAAAAUCCUGCAAUUCUACGCUGUCAGCUGUCCAAGCACCAGACUCCUGAACAACGUCCGGGACAGACUGCUGCUUUCCAACCCGGUGCUUGAGGCUUUCGGAAAUGCCAAAACCCUGAAGAACGACAACUCAAGCCGCUUUGGGAAAUAUAUGGACAUCCAGUUUGACCACCAGGGCGGUGCAGUAGGCGGUCACAUUCUGAGCUAUCUGUUGGAAAAGUCCCGCGUGGUGCACCAGAAUCACGGAGAGAGAAACUUCCACAUCUUCUAUCAGCUGGUAGAGGGGGGAGAGGAAGAUCUGCUCCGCUGGCUGGGCCUGGAGAGGAACUGCAAGAACUACAAUUAUCUGGUGCAGGGUGAUUGUGCCAAAGUUAGCUCUAUUAACGACAAAAGUGACUGGAGGACGGUGCGGAAAGCCCUCUCUGUCAUAGACUUCAGUGAGAGUGACGUAGAGAACCUGUUUGGAAUCAUUGCAAGUGUGCUCCAUCUGGGCAAUAUCAAGUAUGAAGCGGAUGCUCUGGGAUAUGCCUCUCUCAACAACAACCAGGAGAUGCACUGGGUGUCAAAGUUGUUGGGGAUUCCUGCUCAGGUGCUACAACAGGGUUUAACCCACAGGAAGAUUGAGGCCAAAUCAGAGGAGGUGCUCAGUCCAUUCUCUGUGGACCAUGCAGUUUAUGCCAGGGAUGCUCUUGCCAAAGCCAUCUAUGGACGCACUUUCAACUGGCUGGUCAACAAGAUCAAUGAAUCUUUGGCUAACAAGGAUUCCUCCAGGAAAACAGUGAUUGGUUUGCUGGACAUCUAUGGUUUUGAAGUUUUCAAUGUGAACAGCUUUGAGCAGUUUUGCAUAAACUACUGCAACGAGAAGCUUCAGCAACUCUUCAUCGAGCUGACCCUCAAGUCAGAGCAGGAGGAGUACGAGAUGGAAGGAAUUGAGUGGGAACCAGUGCCAUACUUCAACAACAAGAUCAUCUGUGAUCUUGUGGAGGAGAAACACAGAGGAAUCAUCGCUUUGUUGGAUGAGGAAUGUUUACGUCCUGGAGAGGCCACAGACCUCACCCUCCUGGAGAAGAUGGAGGAAAAGAUUGGUGGUCACCCUCAUUUUGUAACACAUAAACUUGCAGACCAAAAGACGAGAAAAACACUGGAGAGAGGAGACUUCCGCCUCCUGCACUACGCUGGAGAGGUGACAUACUGUGUUGUUGGUUUCUUGGACAAAAACAAUGACCUCUUGUAUAGAAAUGGGAAAGAGGUCAUGCGUCAGUCCAAGAACACCAUCAUCAAACACUGUUUCCCUCCAACAGAACCAGAUAGCAAGAGGAGGCCUGAAACUGUGGUGACUCAGUUUAAGAGCAGCCUGGUGGGCUUGACUGAGAUCUUAAUGUCCAAAGAGCCUUGGUACGUCCGCUGCAUCAAACCCAAUGAAGCUAAGCAGCCAGGACGUUUUGAUGAUGUGUUGGUAAGACACCAGGUGAAGUAUCUGGGACUGAUGGAGCACCUCAGAGUCAGGCGUGCUGGAUUUGCAUACCGACGUAAAUAUGAAAUCUUUCUCCAGAGGUAUAAGCCUUUAUGUCCAGACACCUGGCCAAACUGGAAAGGUACGGCAGCAGAAGGUGUGCGGUGCUUGAUUAAACACCUGGGCUACAGAUCUGAUGAGUACAAGAUGGGCAGGACCAAAAUUUUCAUACGGCAUCCAAGAACCCUGUUUGCAACGGAAGACGCCUUUCAGGUGUGCAAACAUAAGCUUGCAACAAGGAUUCAGGCCAAGUACAAAGGCUACAGAGUGAAAGGAGACUUCAUGAAACAGAGAGAGGCAGCCACAAAGAUUGAGAACUGCUGGAGAGGUAUGAUGGCCAGAAAGAACGAGGAAAAGAGGGCAUGGGCUGUAAAAGUCAUCAAGAAGUUCAUUAAAGGCUUCAUGACUAGAAAUCAGCCUGCCUGCACUGACAACAGUGAGUACCUGGCGUAUGUGAGGCAGAACUACCUCACACGCCUGAAAGAUAACCUCCCGAAAACGGUCUUGGAGAGAGACAUGUGGCUCACCCCUCCGCCGAUAAUGAAGGAGGCCUCCCAGAUGUUGAAGAAGCUCUACAUUCGCCAAAUGGUGAGGAAGUAUGUCAGAGGAAUCACUGCACCGAGGAAAGCACAGCUACUCUUAAAAGAUCUGACAAGCUCCAUGUUCAAAGGAAAGAAGGAGAACUACCCCUUCAGUGUGUGCAGACCGUUUGUGGACACCAGGAUAGGUGCAGAUGACAUAAGCAUCAAAGUCCUUCAGAUGAUUCGACAUGAGCACAUCAAGUACAGCGUGCCAGUGGUGAAGUAUGACAGAAACGGGUUCAGGCCUCGCCCCCGGCAGCUCAUCUUCUCACAGGAAGCUGCUUACCUGGUAGAGGAGGCCAAGAUCAAGCAGCGGAUAGAUUACAGAUCUCUGAAAGGUGUGUCUGUGAGCAACCUGAGUGACAACUUCCUGAUCCUACAUGUCACAUUUGAUGACAUCAAGCAAAAGGGGGAUCUUGUUCUGCAGUGUGAGUACCUGUUUGAGGCCCUGACGAAGCUGACUAUUUUUGCCAACAAGCAGAACUGCAUCAAAGUGGUCCAGGGCAGUGUGCGUUUUGACAUCCAGCCCGGCAGAGAGGGGUUUGUAGACUUCAAGAGUGGUCAGGAGUCCAUGAUCUACAGGGCAAAGAAUGGCCACCUGAUGGUGGAAUCUACAAAAGCCAAGUCCAGGUGAUGCAGCUGGUGGUGUGUUGGUGAUGCUGCAGAUUUUAGUAACAGCCGUGUUUGUUCUGCUAUCCUGCUGCAUGGCUUUUGCCAAUUAGUGUUUUACAUCAGCUGAUUUUUACUUUUGCAUCAAUAUUAUUCAAUAGUGUAUUUGUAAUCAUACAGAAGCACUGCCAAUAUCUCAGCUCUAGUUAGCAGACAAGCUCAUAGCAGCCAAACCAGAAUUUCAGUGUCUGCUUGUUCCUAAUAUGGAAACUGGUUCCAGUACAGAACCAUCCAUAAUAUCAAUAGAAGCACUUGUAAUCUUCUUUUUGUAAUAAACUUACCUGAAAUCAUCUCUAGAUGAUGCAGUAGAUACAUGUGUAUGUUGUAUGUGUGCAGCCAUGAGUGUAACAGUGUUUAUAAUACUUUACCCAUGUUGUACCGUCUCAUUAAAAUAUGUUAAACCAGA